CCUGAACUCCCGGAAGAAGUAUUUCCUCCCGCAGGGCAGGAUGGUCUACGUGGUAGAGCAAGCAGGCCGCCGCGUCCGCAUCACCAUCCCCAUGUCUGGGUGGAUGUCGCUGCGCGCCGAAGACGGCAGAGAGAUUCUCAGGCGCAACGACAAGCCGCCCACGGCGGAGGACCUCGUGGACAACCUUGGGAGCAUGAAGAACUUCCGGCAGCCCGAUGGCUCUCUGGACGCCCUUUGA
Prorocentrum cordatum is the source of this 238-nucleotide messenger RNA. The record is from the annotation of a GenBank genome assembly. NCBI's taxonomy places the organism in Eukaryota, Dinophyceae, Prorocentrales, Prorocentraceae.